Messenger RNA from Linderina pennispora, 1870 nucleotides. RefSeq lists its product as uncharacterized. Lineage: Eukaryota; Fungi; Kickxellomycota; Kickxellomycetes; Kickxellales; Kickxellaceae. The record is from RefSeq and is a predicted model, not a curated record. The transcript has a single exon. The coding region runs from base 77 to 1783 and encodes 568 amino acids.
CACUAAAGUUAAUCCAUUUUCAAGCACAACACACCGGAUAACUCUUCCAUUCUAUCCUUCUUGAUUACCGUUCAGUAUGUACUUCCACGAUAUACUCCAUAGCAAAGCUACUGAGCUAGUAGCUCCCAUGAUAUGCGUAGCCUAUAAUAAAGCAUGCCACAAAACAUCUACUGUGGCGGACUUCGACCAGAUAAUCGCCUUCCACGACGAGUACCCCGAAUAUUCCCAGUUCAUCCGGUCACUCAUGCGCAGAGUGCCUCUCAUCUUGGAGAGCAUUGUUGAGAGUACGUGCGAUGACAGCGAUAGUAACAUGAAACACUACCGUCGCUGGGUCAGCAACUGUGAAUUUUUGCGCAAGCACAACCUGCUUUCCCUCGUUUCAGAGGUACGCAUAGUUCAGUUCAAUGAGUGCCAUCUUGAACUCAACCUUAGCCAAGUGAUUGACAGUCUCGAUAUCCCCCUUGGCGCUAUCGCCAAUACCAGUCUCCUAAUGUUCUUGGGGUUUGGGUUGUUCUCCGCUGGUAAGAACCAGGAUCUGGAAAUAGCGAAGGCCGAGGCUAUGGAUACAGUGGAUACGAUUCUCACCCACUGCCCACAUGUUACCAGUCUCUGGCACCAUGGCCGUCGCAAUUGGGGUUCAUCGGCUGGUUUUAACAGGGAUAUUCCAGGAGUGGGAAGCGAGAUUAUGAAGGAGCUUCAUAGGAGACUGCACUCGCAGCUCACCAUGAUGCAGGUGAUGCGUCCAUUUCCGAAAGACCUUGCUGCGCUAUUUUCAGAGAAUCUGCAGGUCCUUGCAUUGGACAGCAAGCUGAUUCCUGAGCUCGUUCAUUUGCCCAAGAUUCCCAUCAGCAACCUGCGCGAACUCGAGGUACGUCACAAUAACCGCAAUGUUGACUGGACUCCGUUUCGGCUUGGGGCUGAUGAGGCACUGCAUUUCUGGCGCCUAGAAUAUCUUGCCUUGGAAUUUGACAAUCCACUCAGGGGUGUGACCUACUGUGCCCCACGCUUCAUAAACCUUUUGUUUCCGGCGGGGUUGACGCGAGUGAAGGUUAAGGGACUGGAAAACUCCUACACAGCCAUCGAGAAUUACCUUGGCAUAGCCCAGUGCCGUCCUCUGACGCUUGUCACAGAGCCAGAUGGACUCGAGAAAAUGGGUCUGCCCAUCCUGCGGUGUGCCGCUUUGCUGAAUGUAAGCGUUCGAGAUAUGCACAAAGCCGGCCAUACGUCUUAUCAGUCAAGAGGGUUCUAUAGGCUCUUCGAGCAUGGCCAGCAAUACAUGUCAGGGGCACGAGUCACUGGCAUGUAUCACCCAAUGCCGCCCUUGAUCAAGUGGUCGUGGCUGCACUGGCUGCAUUUGACUCCGGUUGUAGCAAAUGCGAAUAGCAUGUUGAACAUCAUCAGCAUGCUCAAGCACCUGCAGGUUCUCGUCAUUGAUGCCUAUUCCCUUGAACGUGGACAUCUGAUGGUAAUGGAAAGCGGUCAUCACUUUAAGGACCAGAGCAAGGCGUUUUCGGAUAUCGACGAUGCUGUCAAGGAUCUUCCAAGCCAGGUCAGCGACCAGCUUGUUCGUCUGGACAUUCGGUCCCAUAAGCCGCUGUGCAUUUCUACCGUCGUACAAGUGGUCUCGCGCCUGCCUAACUUGACUAGCCUCGGAGUCAGCCCUGAGCAUAUCGGUGCUAUGAUCCAGGCAAUCGGUAGGCGUGCAUUCGGUAACCCUGAGAGGGGCUAUUGUGCGAUUGGUGUGCGCGAGUAUUCUUUGCACAUAGGGGUCUUCGACGGAUAGUACAUUAUUACUAUCUCUUUCCUUAUAUUCUAUCUCCAACUCCUGUUCAGAACGCCGAUAGUGCGAGCGCUCGAUAUACUCCCAGUA